This is a messenger RNA of Stegodyphus dumicola, 1220 nucleotides long. RefSeq names its product MAM and LDL-receptor class A domain-containing protein 1-like. Gene Ontology annotation, cellular component: plasma membrane. The record is from RefSeq and is a predicted model, not a curated record. Lineage: Eukaryota; Metazoa; Arthropoda; Arachnida; Araneae; Eresidae. Gene Ontology annotation, molecular function: protein binding.
AGCAUAUUGGGACAAAACGAAACACAUUAUUGUUUUUCUGCCAAAACCAACUUUUUAUUUUGCGAAUCUUUUAAACUGUCAGUAAAAGCAGCAGUAUGGAGUUCUUGAAAAGCUAUUUUAUGUUGCCAGUUCUUCUCGGAUGUUAUGCUUCAGGGGAGGCGAUUAGGAGAGUUAGACCUACAUCCUUAUGUGGAAACGAUGAGUUUUUAUGCAAGUCUGUUACUCGUUGCAUACCUAUUGCAUGGAGAUGUGAUUGUUCCAAUGAUUGUGAUGACGGAAGUGACGAAGAAGACUGCGAGUUGGCGUGUCCUACUACCAGAUCUUUGACAACUCCUAGCACCAUUAUACCGUAUAUAAAACACACUACCGAAACAGAGAAACCCCAGAAACCAUGUCCUGAGGAAGGUCAUAAACUCUGCGAUGAUGGCAAGGCAUGCAUUCCUGCUCUCUUGGUGUGCGAUGGAGUUCCAGAUUGCCCUGAUGGUUCAGAUGAAAAAUAUGGAUGUGAGAAUUCAAGUGUAUGUGCCGAAAAUUUCUUCUUCUGCAAGCACAAAAGCCCAAUUCCCUGUGUACCGAGGGAUAAGCUGUGUGACGGUGUAAACGAUUGUUCUGAUGGAUCUGACGAAAGCAUUUGUGGCAAAUGUCCGGGAAUGUUUUGCCGUAAUGGAGGAGUGUGUCGCUUGAUUAAAAGAGCUCCCUCCUGCGUAUGUAAAUCUGGAUAUGGUCAAAACAGAUGCGGGAAUAUUAUAGCACCAAAUAUGACAAGUUUUUUCAACAAUUCUGGAUGGAUAACAAGUGGAUCUAUAGGAACAAUCUUGCUGAUAGUAAUCAUGUUCUUUAUAAAGUACAGGAGAAAGGCAAAUACUGAAAAAACAAAGACAGCAUACUCUGCAAAGAAUCAAGAAUUUAGUCUGUACUUUAUAACUAUAGUACACUAGAAGUGUGAGGGUAGCAUCUGAAGACUUUCGCUUGCUUUUUAGAAUGGAAACCCAGAUGGAAAAAUUCAUGUCAUCCUUCCUUCCUCAUUGCCAUGCCAUGCAUCUCGUAUACAUCUUUAUAGAAGCACUGAGCUUUUUAUUAUUCGAAACUCACGUGCAUUAUGUAAAUACAGCCGAGGAGCUUCAAGAGACGCAGAACAUUUUUAAGGUUUAUGAAGAUUACCAUGCAAAAUUCAUUCAGAUUCUUUUCUUUCAUUUGAUAAAUUACUUUUUUCUUGUUUA